CCAAAACUGUCCUAGGCAGCAUUUUCUCCUGCAAGAGUGCCGGAUAUAUUUUGUUCCUUAGACACAUAUAUAUAUAUACACACUACCAAUGGCUCGACCUGGCAAUUUCCAAAACCUAUCCUUUUUUACAAAAAGUGGAAGACAUAUCCCUAAAGACUCCCAUGGAAUGCCAGCCUUUUUCAAACAGUCAUGGGGACCACCCAGUGUCUAUGGAGGAGCAGGAGGCUCCGGCACCCGAAUUUCAUAUGGCAGUAACUACGACAAUACCUUUGGCAAUAAGUUGCAACGCAGCAGUUCCAUAAAUGAACUGCUGCUUACAUUCAAUGAAAAAACUACCAUGCAGAAUCUGAAUGAACGUUUGGCUGCGUACCUGGAAAAGGUACACACCUUAGAAAGUUCGAACUCUGAGUUUGAAAGAAGGAUCCGGGAAUGGCAUCAAAAGAGUUCCCCUAUUGCUAAGCAAGACUAUAAUGACUUCUUUAAAGUAAUCCAAGAACUUCAAGAUAAGAUUACCAAAGCCCGAGUAGAUAACACCAGGAUCAUAUUGCAAAUUGACAAUUCCAAGUUGGCUGCUGAUGAUUUCAGAGUAAAAUAUGAAACUGAGUUGAACCUGCGAAUGUGUGUGGAAAAUGACAUCUCAGGGUUACAGGGACUAUUUGAUGAGCUCACACUAGUUAAGACUGAUCUGGAGCACAAUAUUGAGAAUCUGAAAGAAGAUUUGGCUUACCUCAAGAAAACACAUGAGGAGGAAAUAGCAGAAUUACGUGGACGGCUGAGGGGGCAUGUUUCUGUGGAGCUAGAUGCUGCUCCAAGCAUUGAUCUGGGCCAAGUGAUGGAAAAAAUGCGUCAACAAUAUGAAGUCAUGGCUGAAAAGAACCGCCAAGAAGCUAAGGAUCGGUUUGAUAAACUGAUUGACCAAUUGAAUGUGGAAGUCACCACAACUACCCAGGAACUUGAAACACACAGAAGUGAGAUUACAGACCGGAAGAGUGUACUCCAAAGUCUGGAUAUUGAACUACGAUCUCAACUGAACUGGAAAAAUGAACGAGAGAAUGCAUUGGCAGAAACUGAAGCUCUUUACAGAAAUAAAUUUGCUGAAAUUCAAAUGGCCAUUGAAAACGUUAAGGCCCGACUAAAGCAGCUGCGGCAUGACAUGGAACAACAGGCUAUGGAAUACAGCACCCUCUUGGACAUUAAAGUCAAGCUAGAAGAAGAGAUUGCUACUUAUCGCAAACUCCUGGAAGGGGAGAAUUGGAGAAUGACUGCUUCAGAUUUAGAGACAAGCAAAGAAGCUGAACAAGAAAAGAAUAAAACUCUGAGGAUCAAGACUGUGAUUGAAGAAAUGGUGGAUGGAAAAGUAGUAUCCUCCCAAGUUGAUGAGAGAGAAGAGAAGAUGUAGAGUCAGCCAUGAAAUAAAUGGCAUGUUAUGUUUGUAACAAACAUAACGAAAGAAAAAAUGAUUUCAAAAAUUGUCUUCCUGAAGAAAACGAAAAUUCUUUGCUGUAACUUUAAAAUUAUCCUCUCCAAUCCACUCUUCUCCUAAUUUCUACGGUAAAGGAGAGCAAACAAGAUUAAUUUAGAAAGAGAAAUCUGCUCUAAAGGAAUAAUUUCAAUCAUGUUAUUAAAUAUAAUUUCUUAUUUUCUACUUUAGUUAAAAGAACAGAAAGCUCUUUGUUUCUUCAUUGAUUGCAUAAUUGGGCACUUGUGUUAAAACCAUUUGACUCACUGAAUGAUUUCCUCAAUGUUUCCCUUGUGACAAGGGAUAGGCAGAAGUUUGGGUCCAGGGAACUGCCCCAGAUAUUGGGUAAACCCUUUCAGUUGUGCCCUUGAACAUGCCUAGCCCUGUCACACACAGCGCUUAGCCAUACAUCCAAUCCAUGUCACUCCACACACAUUGCUCCCUCUUGUAGUCAUCUGCACUCCUUAAUUUUAAAAAUUAAUUAUGACAAAUGGGAAGUCAUGACUUUUUCUUCCCAGCAAAGAAAUAGUUUACUAUUACUGUAUUCUUACUGCUCUAAAUUCAUUGUACACACACACACAGAGAGAGAGAGAGAGAGAGACAUACAUACACACACAUGCACUAAAGCUAAGGCUGGUUUCAUAGGGAAAAUGGAAGAAUUCACUCACUAUUCAAAAACAGCUUCUGAGAUGCAGACAAUCCAUGAGCUACAAAUGGACCAGUCCUGUCUGAGUAAAAAUAUGGGUUGAUUGGUAGUGGAAUAAAUCACUCAUGAUUUAUGUUCUCUUAAUUUUAAUGGAAAUUUAGUGAAACUAAUUGAAAGUUUGAAUCUUCAAACUCAGAUUUAUUAAUCAAAAUAAGUUGCAGCGCAAAACUGGCUCCAAUCGAAUUGCUUAAUCAGCCAUUUAAUUUAAAAUUGGCAUUCCUAAAUCCUUGGUGCUAAAUAGAGAUAUGUGUUAUAUAUCUGGGCCUUAGAUUGUGGAUUCUAUCUUAAAAUUAAAUAA
Messenger RNA from Thamnophis sirtalis, 2463 nucleotides. Its product is annotated as keratin, type I cytoskeletal 19. Gene Ontology annotation, cellular component: cytoskeleton. Lineage: Eukaryota; Metazoa; Chordata; Lepidosauria; Squamata; Natricidae. Gene Ontology annotation, molecular function: structural molecule activity. Gene Ontology annotation, biological process: epithelial cell differentiation; intermediate filament organization. The record is from RefSeq and is a predicted model, not a curated record.